This is a messenger RNA of Hordeum vulgare subsp. vulgare (domesticated barley), 1115 nucleotides long. RefSeq lists its product as uncharacterized. The record is from RefSeq and is a predicted model, not a curated record. The transcript has a single exon. Bases 72 to 1001 code for a protein of 309 amino acids. NCBI's taxonomy places the organism in Eukaryota, Viridiplantae, Streptophyta, Magnoliopsida, Poales, Poaceae.
CACAACAUUAAUAUUAGGCAAUCGAUCGAUCCACGAUCCUUGCUUCCCACUCCUUCAAGCUUCAACUGGCCAUGGCUGCCAAGACCCAAAGCUCAUGCUUUACUUUCCUAAAGGAAGCCCUGAUCCUCCCCACGCGAAACCCCAAGCUCUUCACGCCCGUGUUCCUCCUGUUGGCCCUCGCCACCUUCCUUGCCCGCUCAGUCCAUGUCGUGUUCACCCAGCCUCUCGCCGACGACAUGGCCAGGUCCAUCCAUCUCAUCGAGAUGAGGAACACCGGCGUCUCCUGCGCAGAGUGUGACAAGCUCGGAGAGGGCGCCAUAAAGAUCAUGCUAAUCUCCAUCGCCCAGGUAAUCCUCAUGGUGGCGCUUGGCUUCGUCAAGAAGGUCGUCGCUUUCUUUGCAGCGUCCACGACCUACUCCGGCGACCGCUACUCGCUCUCCGAGCUCAUCCGCAAGGUGAUCUGCAAGGGGAACACCCUGAAGGUCCCUGCUAUCACCUUGGCCGUGGUCACCGCGCUCGGCUUGGCAUGGACGGCCGUACUGGUCGCCAUGCGUACUGGUACUGCCGUGAUGAUGCACGGUGGCCUCCGCGUUCAGGGCCUCAUCUUCGUCCUCACGCUCCUCGCCGAGCUCUACUUUGCCGUCCUCGCGCUGGUGAGCGUCACCGCGUCGGUGGUGGACGGGGAGCGGCGCGGCGUGCGCGCGCUCAGGCAGGCGUGGCGGCUCAUGACGCGGGCGAAGAGGAAGGAGGGCCUCCUGUUGGUAGUCCUGACGUACCUCCUGCCUACAGUCGUGGCUCCGGUGUACAGGGCUGCUCUUGUGUACUCCAGGAGGAGCAUGGCGGCGGGCCUGUGCGUGCUGGCUGCGUAUGCUCUUCUCUUCGGUGCGCUGCAGCUGGUCUAUCUGACGGCAGCCACGGUGUUCUACUACGAAGCCAUGGAGAGCAAGGGGGUGGUGCCUUGUGACUAUGUCCACAUUCCUUCCGGUGAAGGAGAUGUCUGAUGAUUCGUCCAAGUGGUUGCUCGCUAGAUGGAUGAGUUAUAUGGGAGGUUUUAACCUGCAAUAAUGUAGUCCCUUAAUAGUCUAAAAAAUAAUUCAUAACUGGCCUUACUAAAA